Messenger RNA from Prosopis cineraria, 2507 nucleotides. RefSeq lists its product as uncharacterized. The record is from RefSeq and is a predicted model, not a curated record. The transcript has a single exon. Gene Ontology annotation, biological process: phosphorylation. Lineage: Eukaryota; Viridiplantae; Streptophyta; Magnoliopsida; Fabales; Fabaceae. Gene Ontology annotation, molecular function: protein kinase activity. The coding region runs from base 1379 to 2110 and encodes 243 amino acids.
AACCAAAAUAUAAUUUGUAAAAAAAAUAUUUUUUAUUCAGAAGACAGUCAAAUUUAAAGUAGUCAAACAUGUAUUUCUGGUUUAAGUAAGAGUAAGAUUAGGCGUGAUAAUUGCCAAGAUAAUUACAGACAACAUAAUUUAAUAUCCUGUGGCAAUAAUGUAUGCAACGUUGCCAUAACAAAAAAAAAAAAAAAUAAUAAUAUAAUGAAAACACUAAUCAAUACGUUACAUAAAAAUAUAAAAUUAUGUGCUUACCAUGCUUCAGACAGGGACAAGUAGUAGCUGGUCAAAACAAAACAAAAAAACACGGAUAUGUAGUUUAUGUUGAAUAGUAUUCCAUUUCAUGGAGUUGUUUUAUGAUUAUUUAUUUACUUGAAGAUCUAAUGUUACUUGUAUUUACAAAUUAAAAAACCAAAGACAAAUAAGAAGUCUCUUUUCAUUUGCAAUAAACUUCCCAAUUGAAUUGAUAUUUAAGUAAACACAAAUUCAACAAAUCGGGGGAAAAAUUAGAACUGUCCCAUUGCAAUGUUUUUGGCGGCAAUUUAAGGCUCUGAAUUGAAAUAUUCGGAGCCUGAAAUAUAGGGAAAAGAGAUCAAAAUUUCUUGACUGAUGGCAACAUAAAUAAUUAAUUAUAUAUGUAUCUAACAAGCUCAGAAUGUUCUUUGAAGGGCCACAUGAUUUUUCAUGCGUAGUUUCUUGUCAAUAUUAUAUCAACUGAGGAUAUUGUUUGUGCAAAAUAUAAUUGGAGUAGAAGUUUUCAGCUUGGAAUGGAUUCUCUGAAGUUGAUAAUAAGCGAAUUUCCUAGAAUUUUCCUUUUUAAGAUAGAAAUAAAAGGUUUUAUUUUAUAAAAAAUAAUAAAAUGGGGGAAAUAUUAAAGAAAAAAGAACUUUAGAGAAAUUUACGCAUCUCAAUUUAAGAGGACUUGCUCCCUUUCUAGCUAGUUAAGAAUGUUCAUCAGAAAAUUGCCUGUUUUUGCGUUUGUUCUUUUCAUUUCUUUUCCCCUAUUUUUCAGCCAUCCAUUUUUUCCUGAAAGUUUCAAUCUUCUUGUUUCAAAGAAUUCACAAAUGUAUUGACAAAAAAAAAAAACAAAAAAGGAAAGAAUCCACAGAUGUAACAAAACUUGAGAUAGAGAGACGUAGAUUGAAAACCAAAUGGUUUGGAUUUUCAAGAGUCAAGUUUUUCUGCUGCAGGUCAACCGCCAAGACUUGAACUUGCUUUACCUUCUCCUUUAUUGAAUACAAUCUUUCAGUUUGAUCAAAGGCAGACCAUUGAAAGAAAUCUUUUUGCUACCUGGUUUCAUCAUAUAGCCAGUAAAAUGUAAACAAGGCCAUAGGUUUAGCCAUUAGUGAAUCAGAUUCUGCUGUGAGUUCAUUUGAGGAUGGCUUCAGUUUAUGUCUUUAGGGUCAUCUUCUUGCUUUCAUGUCUUCUUCUUCCACUUCAUGUCGCUGUAGAAUCGAAGUGUCCAACCUCAUUUGACUGUGGAUAUCUGGGCAAGAUUCAAUUCCCAUGGACCACCUCAGAAUACUCAGAUUGUGGCUUAUUUGUAAUACAAGGUUGUGAUGGUCCUAAUGUUCCUAAAACUCUACCAAGCAAUAAAGGAACAACCUUGGAGGUUUUAACUGUCAGUCAUUCUGUUUCUGCUGAAUCUACCAUUGUUAUCAGGGACUUGGGUCUCCACGACCGUUUAAGAAACAGAAACUGCGAAGCCUUUACUAGUAAUUACACUCUUCCUCUCACCUUCCCUUCUCCUUUGGCUUCUUUCAAGAUGACAAACAUUGUACUCUUCUUCAGAUGCAACCGAACCCUCCAUGUCAGAAAUCCUGGUUCUUUCUUCAAUUUUACCUGUGGUGAUUCUGAUGUCAUUUAUUAUGAUCGUACAUACCCAGAGAGCAAUCAGAGCCAUAGCUUAUUAUUAUCAUCUUCAUGUUCCGUUAUUCAGUUUCCUGUCAAGGACCUGCCUGAUACUUAUGACCCUUUUACUUUCAUAGCUUCCUCGGUUGUUCUUCAAGUACGAUUAUCUGAUGAUUGUAGUAAGUGUCACUAUGACAAAGCAGGUCAUUGUCAACUUGACCCCAACAGAAUCUUUUACUGCGAGGGAGGUACAAUCUAAUGAGGUGUUUGGUCUGAGGAUAUUCUAGACCAAAUAGAUGAUAUGUAAUGCUUGUUUUUAGUAUGGUUUGUUCUAAGUGAUACGGGAUAGAAACAUUUUGAAUAGUGUCUUGAAUAGUGUCCAAAAAUUAUGCAGAUUUUUCAAUUUUUCUUGCUUUGUUCUGAAAUCUUGAUACUUUAACAGUAGCUGGUAUCGCUCUGGAUUGUGUCUUUGACUGAUUCAAGUGACUGUUCAUUAUGGGUAUAACCAAGUCUGACAUUUUACUGUUUCAUCCAGCAAGCUGACUGAACAUGAUUCUCAUUAUUGUCUUUUGCUUUAGACUUCAUUGCUUACUCUUUUUUUUUUUUUGACUAACAACUUCGUUGCUUACUCUAAAAAAAUGUCUUCUUUAAUUUUU